GACGAGCCGCUGCAGUUGUCAUCGCCUUCCUCGUCGAGUUCGGGCUCACCGGUCGAGUACCCCUCCGCUCUCGAGACUGAUUCUGACGCCAACUCGGACGAGUUUACGAAGGACCUAGCGGCCCUCGAGCGGCUGCGCAAGAAUGUACACAAAAAUCUGCGUCUGCGCCCCCUGCGCUCGAGCUCCUCCUCUGUGUCAUCCUCGCACACACGGCAAUCAUCGUCGCCGUACACCGCCUGGUCUGAUAUGUCUGAGCGACGCUCUCCCAGUCCGACAAGCAGCAUCAGUCCUGCCAGUGUCUACUUCACACCCACGACAGAACUCAGAGGAACUCCUCUUAGCGCUGUCUAUUUCAACCCCGACAAAUGGCGGCUGUCGUCCAUCGAGACACAGCAACCUACGCGAGGGCUUGAUCCCGCCAUACUCGUUGCCCGCCUCUCCGCCCCGACGCGUCCGUUGUUAAUUGAUACAAGACCCCUCGUUUCAUUUAUGGCAAGCCGUCUGGACAGGAGCAUCAAUAUGGCUAUACCGUCUCUCAUCCUGAAGCGGUGUCGCAAGCCAAACGGUGCGUUUCACGAGUUGGACGCGCUGCGUCAGUAUGUCACCACCGAUGACGGAGCCCGCAUCUGGGACGACAUGCUCGGCAGCGGGGACUGGGAUGGCGACAUCAUCCUGUAUGACGAAACGAUGGACGAAAAGGACAGGCACAAUACGCAGGCGACUGCGUGGGCCUUACUCGACGUCGUGGACCCACUACUUGAUCAUGGCAGUGCAGACUACCUCGAAGGCGGCUUCGCGGCUGCCCGGCGCCAUCCAUACCUGCGACAACUCAUUAUAAGGGAUGAUCAUGUUGACGCCUCUUCCCAGGACGACCCACCAACUGGUAAAAAGAGCGGAGGUUUAUUUCAGCUGGAUAUCCCCUCCGCUGGUCGCUCCAGAACAUUACCCGAAGUAGAGCGGCCGCCUGCGUCUCCAGCACCUCUUAUGCCUGCCAUUCACUGGAACGUAUCCGGCGAUUAUGCCUCUCCAUCUCCACCUCCAUCCCAGACCGUUUUUACCCGCCCUCCACCACCACGUAGACCGAGCGUCCCAACAUUAGGCAAGCUCGACACCACGUCUGCCGAGAGGUUGAACGCGGGUAUGCCCAAGCUACAAGUUCGUACUAUGCCAGUCAAGGCAGCUACUCUCUCUGCACCACCCCUCCACGGCAGCGAUCCCGCCUCAUUCCGUUCUCGCUCCCGCUCCCCGUCACAUUUGAAUCUCACCUUUUCAAGUCACUCCCCUCCAGGCUCAGCACAGCUCCUAUCACCGAGUAUAAAUUCGUUCAAUGAACUCCUUCCACCACCGUCCCCUGCAUUUACUCGGUCUAGUUCGCCUGCGACGCCUAUGCCACGGUCGCCGCAAACGGCAAGGCCAGAUUCUUCACAGCCACCGACCACGGAGGAGGACCCAUAUCCCGUCUUCACCGUCUCCACUAUCCUUCCAAAUUUUCUUUAUUUGGGUCCCGAAGUAACCGCCGAAGAGCAUGUCGAGGAGCUGCUGUCACUCGGUGUUAGGCGAAUAUUAAACAUCGCUGCUGAAUGUGACGAUGACCACGACCUCCGCUUGCGGGAAAGAUUCGAGCGAUAUAUACGUAUACCAAUGCGUGAUACUGUCGAGGAAGACAACAUCACGCGAGGCGUGCACGAUGCGCGCUUACAUUCGGCAGCGACCUACGUCCAUUGUAAGGCUGGAAAGUCGCGUUCUGUCACGGCUGUCAUGGCCUAUCUUAUCCAUGCGAAUCACUGGACACUCUCUAAGGCAUAUGCCUUUGUCCUCGAGCGUCGGAAGGGCAUAUCGCCCAAUAUUGGUUUUGUCUCCGAGCUGAUGACGUUCGAGGAGCAAGAGCUCGGGGGCAAGUCGAUAGGUGUCGUCAAGAUCGCGCCAGGUAGCGCUGAGGCAGAUGGCGAGGAGAGCGGCGGCGCAAGCUCCGGUACGGGCACCAAUUAUCAGGUCGCAUUAGGCGGUCGACGCCCGCAGCACAUCCGAGAGAGCCUGCCCCCGAUGUUCACGCGAGAACACUCAUUCAACAUCGUACCCAUUUCCACGGUCAAUGAUACCGCCAUCAUCGGCGACUCUGGCCAGGAGAUGGAAAUUAAAGACGCUACAGGGCGGUACCGGCAUGCCCGCCGUGCCCCCGUGGACGAGGCCACUUUACAGCCUAUGCGGCGUGUGAGCAAGGCAGGACUGGAGAGU
Postia placenta MAD-698-R-SB12 is the source of this 2235-nucleotide messenger RNA. RefSeq lists its product as hypothetical. NCBI's taxonomy places the organism in Eukaryota, Fungi, Basidiomycota, Agaricomycetes, Polyporales, Adustoporiaceae. Gene Ontology annotation, biological process: protein dephosphorylation; negative regulation of MAPK cascade. Gene Ontology annotation, molecular function: MAP kinase tyrosine/serine/threonine phosphatase activity; protein tyrosine/threonine phosphatase activity. Gene Ontology annotation, cellular component: cytoplasm. The record is from RefSeq and is a predicted model, not a curated record. The annotation marks the transcript as partial. The transcript is spliced from 2 exons.